AUGGGCUGGCGGGAGGCGGGCGCGUUAGAAACAAUGUCUCGCCCAAACGGCCGGCUCGCUUUCUGUUUUCCCUUUCGUCUGCUUUUGUUUCCCUUCCCUCCGUUCAUUUUGCGGGGAAAUCGCUUUCUUUUUCUCCUUCUCUCUCUGCUUCUCCUUUUUUUAUCAUCGCAUCCCUCUCGGUGGCCUUGCGCACGCUAA
Messenger RNA from Colletotrichum orchidophilum, 198 nucleotides. RefSeq lists its product as uncharacterized. The record is from RefSeq and is a predicted model, not a curated record. NCBI's taxonomy places the organism in Eukaryota, Fungi, Ascomycota, Sordariomycetes, Glomerellales, Glomerellaceae. The coding region runs from base 1 to 198 and encodes 65 amino acids. The transcript is spliced from 2 exons.